UGUAAACAAUUGACAAUAAUGUUUGUAAUUAUUAAAAUUUUACAAUUCUUGACGAUUUGGCAGUUGUCAAAAAUGCAUAUAAGCCAUGUGGAGGCCUAUGAUCCAAAUGAUCAGAAAAUAAGUGAAUGUUGUCUUCCUCCAGAGGGCAUGUUCGAGGCCUUUUACCCCCGUGAAGUUGAAGGAAUACCCAAUUCCAAUUCUCGUCCAGCCCAUGGUCAUGGGAGUUUCUUUAAGCACCGCAAUCCAGCUUUGGUGGAUACAAAAAAUGCAGCUGCCUAUGGCUACCGUUUCGAUGGCAAAAGGCGUUUUAACUAUGAUUGAAAAAUAAUAAAAAAUAAUUCCAAAUUGUGUCUAAG
Molecule: messenger RNA, 356 nt
Organism: Drosophila willistoni
Lineage: Eukaryota; Metazoa; Arthropoda; Insecta; Diptera; Drosophilidae
Exons: 1
Coding region: 19-321 (100 amino acids)
Source: RefSeq, a predicted model, not a curated record